Messenger RNA from Glarea lozoyensis ATCC 20868, 441 nucleotides. RefSeq lists its product as uncharacterized. The record is from RefSeq and is a predicted model, not a curated record. The transcript has a single exon. Lineage: Eukaryota; Fungi; Ascomycota; Leotiomycetes; Helotiales; Helotiaceae. The coding region runs from base 1 to 441 and encodes 146 amino acids.
AUGAAUGAUCACGGCACCCCCGACGAGUUUAUGGAUUUGGAAAGACUUGCCGGUCAAUCGAACUACCUCAGAUGGAGUAGUGAUUUUAAACUUAUUGCCCAAUGUAAAGGAGUAUGGUCAAUUAUCGCCGGAGAGGAGGAAAUCCUGGCAAAACCAAAUCGAAGUGAUUACUUUGAGUCAACUGUACGAACCAGCGACAGAUUGAAAUCGAAGGAACCAGCGGUAGAGAAACCUUCGGACCAGCAGACACCUUCGGAUCAAAGCGCAAGAAUCGCCGAAUACCGUCUUGAUCUUGACGAGUAUGAAGACAAUGAACGGAGAGCACGUCUAGCCAUGAUGUUAAUUAUCUACUGGACAGAUCCGUCGAUUCGCGGCACACUACUACAAUAUGAUACCCCAGCCGCCAUAUGGAAGGUGGUGAAAGAUCAGUACCAAAUGUAA